CUGGGCAGUUAACAUAAGUGGCUAAACAACUGGGCGUGAAUUGAUUUCUAGGCCCAAGUUACCCAACAUCACAAUUAAGUCCGGGCAGUUAGAAUUCUGGGUCCUGGACGGGAAUCACGGGAUCUGUUAUCUGGUUCCUGAUCAGGUGUCAGACCAUCUGGAUCGAAGAGAGUCAUAUCUCAUAUGUUCAUAAUACAAUUCUCCGAAAUCCCAUCCAAGCUAUGUAAUCUGUGAUCUUAUAAUACGCUGUCACCGUCAACUAUCGGGUAAUGUAUCCGAGUCUGAGAAAUACCCUCUACUGCUAUGUAUCAUUGUAACUCGCUUUCUACUGUCAAUGAAAAUGUGUUUUUGAAUUUGGUCAGUGAAGUGACUGGAGCCCACUGCUCGUAACAUCGAAAGGCUACCAUGGAAGCUAGGCAGUCUACCAGUUUGCUGGUUGCGGUCUCCUACGGGAUUGCUUCAAUGGCUAUGGUGUUCAUAAACAAAGCUGUGCUUAUGCAAUAUUCUCAGUCCAUGACACUGCUCACUUUGCAGCAAUUAGCAUCAACCUUGCUGAUUCACUUCAGUAGGGUACUGGGAUACACUAAAGCCAAAGGAUUCAACGUAGAGACUGCAAAGAAACUUUUCCUAGUUUCCUUGUUCUAUAAUGCAAAUGUAGCAUUUGCAUUAGCCAGCUUGAAAGGAGUAAAUAUUCCAAUGUAUAUUGCCAUCAAAAGGCUUACACCACUUGCUGUAUUAGUAGCUGGAUUCUUUUCAGGGAAGGGAAGACCUACAGCUCAGGUAACUCUUUCUGUAGUGACAAUUGCUGCUGGGGUUCUUGUGGCAGCAGUAGGAGACUUUUCUUUUGAUCUUUUUGGAUAUUGCAUGGGCUUUAUAUCUGUUUUCUUUCAGACCAUGUACCUUGUUUUAGUGGAGAGGUCAGGAGCAGAGGAUGGGCUUUCAUCAAUAGAGAUUAUGUUCUACAACAGCAUUUUGUCUUUACCAUUUCUACUAUUCCUGAUCAUAGCCACUGGAGAGUUUCCAAAUUCGCUGUCCAUAUUAUUUGCAAAGACUACAUCAGUAUCAUUCUUUGUGAUUCUUCUUCUUUCACUUGUGAUGGGCAUAGUCUUGAACUACACAAUGUUUUUAUGUACCAUAGUCAACUCUGCCUUAACUACCACAAUUGUUGGAGUGCUCAAGGGGGUUGGAUCCACGACGCUAGGCUUUGUAUUGUUAGGAGGAGUUCAAGUGCAUGCCUUAAACGUCACUGGAUUGGUGAUCAACACAGCCGGUGGCGUGUGGUAUUCAUGUGCAAAGUAUCAACAAAAGAACAGGCUGCCCAAGUUAAUGUCCGACGUGGAGGUGCAUCGUAAAUAAUACAUAGGCACUGAAUUUGUUGAUUCCAAAAAAGGUUUUAAGUUUUAACCUGCAACUAUUUUUUCUUCUUCUGGUCACAUUUAACUAGCUUCAUAUUGUGCUGGUUCGAUUUAACAUAGUACAGUAAGAGAAUGUAUGUCUUUGCAUUGGAUAAAGAAUUGAUGCACAAUGUGUUGUUUCCCACUAAGAAUCUACAAUGCUUAAUUUAAUAUAGGUUUGGGAUUGAUGCU
Molecule: messenger RNA, 1586 nt
Organism: Cuscuta epithymum
Lineage: Eukaryota; Viridiplantae; Streptophyta; Magnoliopsida; Solanales; Convolvulaceae
Source: the annotation of a GenBank genome assembly